Ictalurus furcatus (blue catfish) is the source of this 743-nucleotide messenger RNA. RefSeq names its product avidin (gene avd). Bases 261 to 743 code for a protein of 160 amino acids. Gene Ontology annotation, molecular function: biotin binding. The record is from RefSeq and is a predicted model, not a curated record. The transcript has 4 exons. Lineage: Eukaryota; Metazoa; Chordata; Actinopteri; Siluriformes; Ictaluridae.
AAAAACAAAAACAAACAAACAAACAAACAAACAGUAGCUAUGUUUUGGUAGCUAGUUUUUUUUUUAAACAAUUAAUUCCUCUCCACUGGAUAAAAUACGGCUUUCUUAAUCUUACUUCUAUUUAGGAUUUAAGUAACUGCACUGUAGAUGGGCGGGGCUUCGAGGUAAUUAAUUAGCGGGAAAUUAGUGCGGCGUGGUUAAGAGUUAAAUAGGUUGCGCAAGCACUCAAUCUGCACGUUGGGCAUGCGUUUUGCGUCACUAUGGAGUCGUUUGUUGCGUGUUUGUGUGUCCUUGCGUUAGGGAUGUGCCAGAUGAUUAUCGGACAAGCUUUAAUUUCAGAUUCGGAAAGAAAAGUAAAGGAGGUGUUGGGCUGUAAUGUAACCGGAGAGUGGCACAGCGAGCUCGGAUCCCAGCUGCAGCUCAGCACCGUUGGACCGGAAGUGAGAGGCGUGUACAGGACGGUACUGGAGAGCACGCGCGGCGCGGCGGGUCCGAACCGCGAGGCUAAAGUGGUCGGGGUGAUUAGUGACGGCCCGCAGCCCACCAUCGCGUUCUCUGCGCUGUGGGCGAAAGGAUCCUGCACUACCUGGGUGGGUCAGUGUUUCAUUUUACCAGGGGGUGUUCGGGUCCUGAAAACGCUAUGGAUGCUGCGCUCUGCUGCCGAGAGCUCCACGGACAACUGGGACAGCACCAGGUUGGGCGCGGACCAGUUCACUUUCGCACGAGGUGUGGAAAGUCCAUAA